Molecule: messenger RNA, 1741 nt
Organism: Coprinopsis cinerea okayama7#130
Lineage: Eukaryota; Fungi; Basidiomycota; Agaricomycetes; Agaricales; Psathyrellaceae
Exons: 7
Coding region: 1-1509 (502 amino acids)
Biological process (GO): phospholipid biosynthetic process
Cellular component (GO): endoplasmic reticulum membrane
Molecular function (GO): glycerol-3-phosphate O-acyltransferase activity; glycerone-phosphate O-acyltransferase activity
Source: RefSeq, a predicted model, not a curated record
AUGGAGCUCAAGCUGGUCUAUCGAGGGCUUCGCAAGGUUUCGGAUUGGAUUUUGGAUGGGUACUUUUCGGAGGUCGUGGUGGAAGGCAAAGAGAAUGUGCCUGUUGAGGGCCCGCUUGUUAUAGCUUCGACGCAUUCGAAUGAUAUGAUCGAUAUUGCUGCUCUGGCGGUCACCGUCCCCCACCGAGAAUGGCGUUUCCUCUGUUUCUGGGCGAAAUCCGACAUGUUCAAGAACCCGAUAGCAGCUGCUAUACUUCGAUCCUCAGGCGCCAUUCCGGUCCGCCGAAAUCCCAAUAAGGCCUCAUCGAGGAGCGGCGCGACCUCUGGCAAAUCCUCGCCCUCGAAACCGCAGACUUCGGCGGAGGAUAUGGCCGCUCGGGCUGCUCUAUUUGGUUCAACGACCAAAGUUCUUGAUAAAGGAGGGGUUGUAGGAUUGUUCCCCGAAGGUGGAAGUUAUACUGGGUGGAGGAUCUUUCAGGUUUUACCUGGAGCGGCGUGGUGUGGUGUUGAACAUGCGAGGUCUGGAAAGGGGAGGGAGAAGAAGGGGGUCGCGAUUGUUCCCACUGCGAUCACGUAUACGGAUAAAGCAAAGUUCUUGAGUCGGAUACACGUCCGAUAUGGAGAGCCUAUCCUACUGUCUUCGUACUACGAUGAGCUAUUCGACCCGGAAGUUGAACCCAAUGUCGCAGCGAACACGGUGGUGAAGAAGAUCACGGCGGAAAUGGAGAAGAGAUUAGUAGGGAUGACGGUGAAUGCUCCAGAUUGGGAAACCAUCUGCGCCGUGAAAGCUGCGCGAAACAUACUCUGGGGUGACGAAGACAGAAUCCGACUGCAGGACUGGGUCAGUAUCAACCAGCGUCUCGCAGAAGCACUAGGACCGGCAUCUCAAGCAAAGACCGCACUGGUGAAAUACCACUCGCUGCUCUACCACGCGGACGUCAGACAUUCGGUCCUGGAAUCUCUCAACUCUUCUGACACGCCGUCUCCACCCAUAUUGUCCACGAUCGCACGCCUUCCCCUCACCUUGGUGCGGUUCAUUGCCUUCCUCCCUUCCCUCGCGCUCUUCUGGCCUGGUUACAUCACCGGCCGCCUCGCUUCGAAAGCGUUCACCAACCCACUCGAGGAGGAAGCCCAGUGCCAGUUCAAAUCUGUUGGAGCAGGGCUUGGAAUCGCAUUCAAUCUGUCUGUUAUUCUGGGUCUUCUGUGGCGAGCACCUGGUAGCGCGCUGAAGCGUCUCGUGUUUGAAGGGAACGAUCAUCGGAGUCUGUGGGCCUCCUUUGGGCAGGGUAUUAGUGCUGCGUAUUUGGGUGUUUGGGUGCUGGCCAAAUGGCAUAACUUGCUCGUCAACCAAUUACAGAGAGCUUCAAAGACUUUUGACGUUCUGGAAGAUUGCGAAGGCUUGUCUCUCCACUGGCCAAACGGUGGACCUUGGACCUUACACGAAACCAGUCUAUCCUGUUAUCAACCCUUUCAUCAGACAGAAGGUUAUUUCGGAGGAUGGGGAAGCUGAAGCGGGUGUGUUGGAUGCCAAAGCACCUCCGAAGAUUGCUGCGAGCAAGCUUAUACCUUCGUUGUUGGAAGCGAGGAAGGAUGCGCGCGCUUCUCUUGCUAGAUUGCUUGUACAGAACAAGGAGUUGAAGGCGUAUUUGGUUCAGAAGGGAGCUGUGCUGUCAGGAGGUUCGAGUCGCCAGUCCGAAGUUCACCUGCGUUGUUGUGAGCGAUGCGCGUGUUUCUCUUGCUAG